CCAUUUCUUGCUGCUUCUCAUUGUCUCCUCAUGCUAGUUCCGCUAUAUAGGAAUACGGAGGCAGUGAAGCUGUGAGCAUUGCUAUUAUAGAUCAUAUCCUUAUCCUUCUGUUCGAGGUCGAUUCAUCCAAUACAGAAUGGGCGAUAACAACACUUCCAACCAGCCGGUUGGCGACAUGGCUCUAUACAAUUUGGAGAGAGUCAAGAAAAGCUUAGAUGCCCUCGCUGAUAAGCCUACAUGGAACCUCAGCGACACGGCAGAUUUCGAUUGCAUGCACUACUUGGGCGAUAUAGCCUUGGAGAAGGCAUGCCAAACUUUGGGAAUGCAACCGGGACAAACAGUUGUCGACAUUGGCUCAGGCUUCAGCGCUACCGGCCGCUAUUUGCAUAAGCAUUAUGGCGUUGAUGUGACCGGUAUCGAGCUGCAACCCGAAAUUCAUCAAUUCGCAGAGAUCAUCACCCAACGAAACGGCCUCUCUGAAGGCGUACGCUCAGUCAAUGCCGACUUCACCAAGCUUACGAUAGAUACUCCUGUAGACUACAUUGUCUCCUUCUUAUGCAUUCUACAUAUCCCCGAUAGGGAUACAUUGUUCCAAAAGGCAGCCGACACCCUAAAGCCAGGAGGCAAAAUCUACAUUGAGGAUUACUUUGCUCGAACAACACUUAGUGAAGACGCCGCCGACCAAUUACGCAACAUUCUGUUCUGCCCUCAUCUACCGAGCCGUGAUGAAUAUAUACGCGAUCUGACAAAUGCAGGCUUCCGUGAUGUUCAAUUUGAGGACAUGUCGGAGGAGUGGGCCAAAUUCGUCCACGAACGGGCCAUCAGUAACCGGCAGAAGGGAACAACAGCGGCACCACUUACUUUCUUCUACGAUACAGUCGACGCAUUAUUUGCUGGGCGUCAGUUGGGAGGUGCGCGUAUCACGGCCACCAAAGCGUGAGAAUUUGGAAGCGGUGUGGAAUUACUUGUAUUUUUGGUUCAGCAACUGACUCCUAUGUUUCCUAUGUAAUUGCCUUGUGUAUGCUCGCAACCAUUUAGCCACUAUAACGA
Molecule: messenger RNA, 1050 nt
Organism: Trichoderma virens Gv29-8
Lineage: Eukaryota; Fungi; Ascomycota; Sordariomycetes; Hypocreales; Hypocreaceae
Exons: 2
Coding region: 137-940 (267 amino acids)
Source: RefSeq, a predicted model, not a curated record